Messenger RNA from Drosophila biarmipes, 1412 nucleotides. RefSeq lists its product as uncharacterized. The record is from RefSeq and is a predicted model, not a curated record. The transcript is spliced from 4 exons. Bases 71 to 1303 code for a protein of 410 amino acids. Lineage: Eukaryota; Metazoa; Arthropoda; Insecta; Diptera; Drosophilidae.
CGCAACACCGUCAAACGAGGCGUAUACGUGUUCUGUGUGUUUUAAUAAUAAGAAUCCCCGAUUAUCUACAAUGGCUGAUAGUAAAGUACCCGAUUGGGUCACUGCGGAACUGUUUGAGGAUGUUCUCAAAUCGACUGUGGAGGGGUUCUCAAAAGUUAGGAGUUUUAGGGCGGAAAGUGGUUCCGCUGCGGGCGACAACUACGCCACCAUAAUGCUUCGGGUGAAGAUCGAAGUGGAGCUGCAAGAUGGUACAAGCAAACAGGUGUCGUACAUGUUGAAGCUGCCACAUCAGCUGGAGGUGUACCAGGAAAUGAUGAGGCACACCAAUAUCUUCGAAAUCGAGCGCACCAUGUACAAUGCGGUCGUUCCCGAGAUGGAGGCUCUCUAUAAGGCGGCGGGUGUGCAGGUUACUUUCGGGGCCAAGAGCUACGAGCUGAAGAACGCCAGGAGCGAAUACAUAGCCCUGGAGGAUCUGUGCCCAAAGGGUUUUAAAAACGCCAAUCGUCUCGAGGGACUCGAUCAGGCGCACACGGAGAGGGUUCUCCGUAAGUUGGCCCAAUGGCAUGCGGCGACCGCCGUGAGAGUGGCCACCAAGGGACAGUAUCCGGAAAUCGUUCUGAAGGGCUUCUUUCAGGAGGAAAACAAGCCGAUGAUAAACGAAAUGAUGAACGGCAUGGGGGAGAUAUUCCUGAAAUGCUGUGCCACCUACGAUGGCAACGAGGCGUACAUAGACAAAGUGAGAGCUCUGAAGCCUUUGGUAAUCGACGAGAUGUUCAAGCUGGCGGAAGUCGAUCCUACGGAUUUUAAUGUUCUGAACCACGGCGAUUCCUGGUCAAAUAACAUUAUGUUCCAAUACGACGAGUUUGGAAACAUCAAGGAGGUCUAUAUGGUGGACUAUCAGGUGGCGAAGUACGGCUCUGUGGCCCAGGAUCUGUUUUACUUCCUGAUUUCUUCCACCAAGCUGGAGGACAAGCUUAGCAAAUUCGAUUACUACAUAAAGGUGUACCAUGAUAAUCUAGUUGAGCAUUUAAGAAUUCUGAAAUAUUCCAAGCCACUGCCCAGCCUGCGGGACAUUCACAAAGAGUUAUUCAAAUAUGGCCUUCUCGCCUAUUCCGUGGCCACAGGAGUAAUGGCAGCUGUACUUGUUGAUCCAACGGAAAGCGCCAGUUUUGAGAACUUUAUUAGCGACUCUCCCGAGGGAGUGGACUUCCAGAUGCAAAUGUACAAUAAUCCCCGCUACCGGAAACACAUUCAGGUUAUCCUGCCCUGGCUGCUUAAUCGCGGCGUCCUGGAUAUCAAUUAGGAACUUACCUCCACUUAUAAUUUAAUAAGAUGAUAAGGCCCUAGGGGGUCGGGUUUUAGCAUCUUGUUACUUUCCGUUUAAAAGUAUUAAACGCAGUUAACCUUUUUUA